AUGACCCACCGCACGCCUCCAGCGUCACCUAGCAACCACCGACCCGUCAAAAUGGCGAGAAUGAGCGAUGGCAUGGACCUAACCGACGCGACGACCGGGAUGGAGGCUAUCCCCUCAUACCGACCCGACGCCAAAGCUAGGCGAUAUGAUCGUCAACUCAGGCUCUGGGCAUCAGCUGGUCAACGUUCACUGGAGGCCGCCAGGGUGCUGCUCAUAGGAUGUGAUGCCACCGGCUGUCAGGCGCUCAAGAAUCUCGUCCUUCCAGGCAUCGCCCACUUUACCAUUCUCAGUCCCCGUAGUGUCGAGGCACAGGAUGUCGCCACCAACUUCUUCCUCCACCCCGACACCAUCGGCCGAAAUAUCGCCGAAGAAGCUGUCAAACUUUUGAAAGAGCUCAACCCGGCUGUCGAAGGCUCAGCGGUAGUCAAGGAUCCCGCGCAGUUGCUACAGUCUGAUCCGGACUUCUUCUCGGCGUACACCUUGAUCAUCGCUUCCAAUGUUGAGCCUCAGCUCGAGAUGGACUUGGCAGAGAUCCUCUGGAAGGCGUCGGAAAAGGUCGGUGGACCGGAUGUCCCUCUUAUCUGCAUUCGCAACUCUGGAUUCAUUGGAAGGAUCGAAGUCCAGCUCAGGGAGCAUUGCGUGAGCGAUACGCACCCCGAGCAGACGCACACGCUCAGAGUGGACCAACCCUUCCCAGAGCUGGAGAAGGCCGCUCGCAGUCUGGACUUUGACAGCAUGGAUUCGAUGGAGCAUUCGCACAUCCCCUGGGUGGUCAUUCUGGCACGGGCAGUCAGCAUAUGGCGAGAGCAGCACGGUGGUCAAUUGCCCAACUCGGACGACGACGCGGAACGCGCGGCUUUCAAGGAUAUGAUCAAGUCGUGGCGACACAAGGCGGAUGAAGAGAACUUUGACGAGGCACUGCGGUCGUCGUAUCAGGGUUUCACCAAGUCUGAGCUAUUCGAGGAUGAAGCGGUUGUUACUGUCUCUGAGAACUCUAAAAACCUUCACAUCCUCCUCCAUGCGCUCAAGCAGUACACAUCUCAAGCUCCUCACCUUCCACCUAUCUCGCCUACCCUUCCGGACAUGCACUCAUCCACCACAUCCUACGUCGCCCUGCAAAAUCUGUACCGCGCCCAGUUCAACUCGGACUUUGCUCGAUUCAAGCAGAUCGUCGCCGAGACGCUUGGCCGGAUCGGUCUUCCCGCAGACGCCAUCCCGGCAGACGAGAUUGAGAGCUUUGCGCGAAACUCGGGCGGCGUUCAGGUCAUCAAGGGGCGGGCGUUGAAGGAGAGCAAGGAGAUGAGAGGUUUGGUCGCGGAGGUCUACACUAAUGUAGAUGAGCAAUUUGUGGAUGAGGAGAAGCCAAUCCAUCUCGGACUUCACCUCGCCCUGCUAGCCGCGGAGCGCUUCCACCUGGUCACAGGUCGAUGGCCAGGAUCGCCUGAAGCGGACGAUCUCGCCGAGGAGAAUCGCCAAGUCGAAGAGAUGGCUUUGUCGCUUCUUCAGUCGGUCGUUCCUGGUGCAGAAGGCGGACCGGAGACCAGCGAGGCUAUAGCUGAAGUCGUUCGUGGCGGCUUCUCUACGCUUCCCACCACGGCCGCCUUCCUUGGAGGGAUCGUAGCCCAAGAGGCCAUCAAGCUUGUCACCAAUCAGUACAUGCCGCUCGACAAUACGGUCAUCAUCGAUCUCGUCAAGAGCUCGAUGGAAAAGUACAAGUUCUAG
This is a messenger RNA of Dioszegia hungarica, 1722 nucleotides long. Its product is annotated as ubiquitin-activating enzyme subunit. Gene Ontology annotation, molecular function: NEDD8 activating enzyme activity. The record is from RefSeq and is a predicted model, not a curated record. Bases 1 to 1722 code for a protein of 573 amino acids. Gene Ontology annotation, cellular component: cytoplasm. Gene Ontology annotation, biological process: protein neddylation. The transcript is spliced from 13 exons. NCBI's taxonomy places the organism in Eukaryota, Fungi, Basidiomycota, Tremellomycetes, Tremellales, Bulleribasidiaceae.